GUGUGAGAACACGGCCAACACUGCCCCAAUUAAAAUAAGCCGGAUUCCAGAGUCAUAUGUGUGUUUCCAGGAGAAUGGAGGGAGGUGGAGGAGCCUGUUGAGGAGCGGAUGUGAGGAGGACAGUAAAGAGCUGAGGAAUCAACAGAGGGCUCGAUAUAAAGGCUGACUGGGACAAGCUGACCCUCAUCACACUCCCUGAAGCAACUGACCAAAGCUGACGCAGCACGACUGAGCAGAAUGAGCAUGUGCAGAGCGGUGGCUGGUUGCUUGGUGUUGGCGUGCAUGGCGGCGCUGCUGGCUGAGAGGACAGAGGGACACAUAACCUUCUUCAGCCCGAAGGAGAUGAUGCUGAUGAAGGAGAGAAAAGACAUGGAGCCUCGAUCGGAGGACGGCCAGUUGGAAGAGGUCACAGUUCAACAGCUUCCUCGGCUGGACCGGGGCGGAAAUCCUGAUCAAACCGUGGAGAUCGCUGUGCGUCUUUCACCCAAGCAGCUGGACCACGUGACUCCGGUGCUGGAAGAGAUCCUCCAUGAGAUCGAGCAGGAACUUGAGAAAGCCAAAUAGCUUGAAGACACCGGGGGACGAACAGCUGUACAAACUCUUCACAAAGCACUGAAUGCUCAAAUGUUUUAUUGUGUGUUAAAGAAUCAAUAAAGGGAAGUGAUUGUG
This is a messenger RNA of Cyclopterus lumpus (lumpfish), 669 nucleotides long. It is a transcript of the gene mlnl, whose product is annotated as motilin-like. NCBI's taxonomy places the organism in Eukaryota, Metazoa, Chordata, Actinopteri, Perciformes, Cyclopteridae. The transcript is spliced from 5 exons. The record is from RefSeq and is a predicted model, not a curated record. The coding region runs from base 238 to 564 and encodes 108 amino acids.